This is a messenger RNA of Postia placenta MAD-698-R-SB12, 1587 nucleotides long. RefSeq lists its product as hypothetical. The record is from RefSeq and is a predicted model, not a curated record. The transcript is spliced from 6 exons. Bases 1 to 1587 code for a protein of 528 amino acids. Gene Ontology annotation, biological process: transmembrane transport. Gene Ontology annotation, molecular function: transmembrane transporter activity. NCBI's taxonomy places the organism in Eukaryota, Fungi, Basidiomycota, Agaricomycetes, Polyporales, Adustoporiaceae.
AUGAGCGACCCAGCAACGAGCCCUCCGCCUGUCGAAAGCGAGGCGCGGGCGUCUGUUGCAAGUUCAACUAAUGAGACGAUCGCAGUGGUCCAAGCUCAGGAGGACGAACCAGAUUUUACGCCUAUCACGAAGGACUUCGGCUUUCUCCCAAUCCCGAAGCAUCUGCGCCAUGACCCCAAGCAUCCUGCAUACUUCGGACUACUACUGAAUGCAACGUUCGGUUUCGCAGGGACGUUCGUACAGUUCUCUCACACGUUCAAUGUUUCGUACGAUACUGUCUCCAGGAUUCCUACAUUAGUGCAAGUGGGCUAUGCCGUCGGUCUCUUGCUCAUCUCGACCUUGGGCGACCUUGUUCGUCGUCGGCCUCUUAUCAUCAUGCUAGUCUUCAUCUGCGCUUCUUUAUCCAUAGGACUCUCUUUCACCACCAAUUUCGCCGUCUUCCAAGCACUCUGCUUUCUGACCGGCGUUUUCACUGUUGUCCCACAAAUCCUUCUGCCACUCGCCGCAGACCUUGCGCCACCAGAGCGACGUGCGACCGCACUCUCUAUCGUACUCUCUGGUCUCCUCUUGGGCAUUCUCCUCGCGCGAGUUCUCGCGGGCGUGAUUGCACAAUUUGUCUCGUGGCGCGUCGUAUACUACCUCGCAUUCUCCGUGCAAUAUGUGGUGUGCGUAUGGUUAUAUCUCGUGCUUCCAGACUAUCCUGCGAAGAACAAGGGCGCAACGUACUUUGGUCUCCUAUGGGGCAUGGCCAAAUUUGCCGUAACGGAACCUCAGCUUGUUCAGGCAGUCCUGAUCAGUAUUCCCUCUGCUGCAUGCUAUACCAACUUUUGGGUCACGUUGACAUUCUUGCUGGGCGGGCCACCCUAUAACUACUCGACGCUGGUGAUCGGUCUGUUUGGCCUUGUGGGCAUGGUCGGUGUCGGGCUUGCCCCUCCGCUCGGCCGCCUGAUCGACUCCCUCGUUCCAUGGUUCGCGUCCGUGAUUGCAUGUAUCGCCUACAUAAUCACGCAUGUGAUCAUGGUCGGUGCGGACGGUGUGAAUGUGGCUGCGGUCGUAAUCGUAUGCAUCGGCAUCGAUGUCUUCCGGCAGAUGGUGCAGGUAUCGCUUACCACUGCAGUAUUUAGCCUCGACCCGGCCGCGCGUUCGCGCAUGAACGCCAUCAUCCUCAUCUCGCUGUUCAUUGGACAAAUUAUGGGCACCGCAGUGGGCUCUGAGGUGUACACGCAGCAUGGUUGGCGCCCAGCUGCUGCCCUGAACCUCGCAUGGAGCGGCUUGAUGCUUUUUGUGGUGCUUGCACGCGGGCCACAUGUAUCCAGGUACACGUGGGUCGGCUGGGAGGGUGGUUUAGAGGUGCGGAAGAGUAAAGUCACUGCGCAGAAAAGGCGUGAUGAGGAGGCCGGCGCAUCGGACAUCCAGCAAGGGGGCGAUGAGAAACAUGCACUUGAGGAGAAGCAGAGUGUGCGUGAAGAGAAAGACGCUACUACGGUUGGUAUGCAAGAGGUGAAGAGUUCUGAAACACGUGAGGGGGAGAAACAGGAUGAAGAUCAGCCUCCGAUUGUCGAGGUAGCCACACACUCUGCGGAGUGA